GUAAGAGAUUCAGCGGGUUGCGAAACAUGAGCGUUUGAAUCCAGACAUAAAUACGAGUUGUCUAAAAAUUUUGAGUCAUUCGUAACGGGAGCAUCGUAAUAACAGUCACGUGUAAAAAUAAUAAUUUGUAUUUGAUUUACAUUGUAGCUUCAAUUGUAACUUAUAAUUUGUUAAUUGUGUUAAUAGCAACUAUAUUGCAAUAAUAUUUUCAGUACGAUUGAGUGAAUUCGUAUUGUGAUUUCUAAGAGUGAAUUACGCCUGCUUGUCAACAAGAAACUUUAAUGCGAAAUUGAAAAUUUUGUGGAUAGCUUCAUUAUCGACAAUCAUACUUAAGCCGUUGUAUUUGAACAUUUAAAAUGGAGGAGACUUCGAACGAUUUCAAAAUUUUCAACGCGAACCCAUCCAAUUCGAGCAAUAAAGAAGUCAUGGAUAACUCAGAAGAGACGCAACCGACAGUGAGUUUUGACCCGGAAUCAGUGUAUUACAAUAUGUCCGGAGAUAAAUACUUGAUUAUCUUCAAUCAUUACACCUUCAAGAAAACCAAAUACUUUCAAUAUAAACAGCCCUCGACAAGGAACGGUACAUUUGAAGAUGUUAAAAGUUUAAAGGAUUUAUUCGAAGGUCUAUCUUACAAUGUUACAACUUACACCGAUCUUAUCUAUGAAGAUAUUUUAAAUAGAGUUGCUGAAUUUUGCAAGCGCGAUCAUAGCAAGACCUCAUGUGUUAUUGUGACGAUCCUGACACAUGGCGAUAGCGGCGAAGUAUUCGCUGCCGACCAACCAUACAAGAUCAGCGACCUCACUAAUAUGAUUGAGAAUGCUCAUCACACGCUAGUCGGCAAGCCUAAGAUCUUUUUUAUUCAGGCAUGCCGUGGUCCCUUUAUGGAUGAGGGCAGAACAGUGGUGCUGGAUGGUGAAAGCAGGGGCGUCUUACGCCUUCCAACGCAUUCGGACUUCCUCUUCUUACAUUCUUCUGUUGACGAGCUUGUGACUCGUGUUCCAGUGCUUAGUACAAUUUCGAGAUUAUUUGCUGUAUUUUCAUUUAAAAAACUCAGAAAAAGAAGAGGUUAUCUUUCCUACCGUGAUUCAAGAGGAUCGUGGCUAAUCCAGACACUGUGCGAAAUCAUUAGAAAGAAUCACAAGGAAAUCGAUCUACUGCAUAUGAUCACGAUGGUGAACAAAAGCAUUGCAUAUGCGAAGAGUACGUACGUAAAGCAGAUGACCGAAACUAGGUUUACUUUAACUAAGUUAUUUAUGUUUGAAAAGUAGAUGGUCUCGUGAUUAUUCCUAUAAUUUUCUUAAGCGAAUUGUUCUAUCGAAAUAUAUCCAGUGGAAACGGAUAAGUCUGAGGUGCAUUUACUAGUUUAUAAUGCCAAUAAUUUUUCAAACAUUGUUAAUUUACAUUUUAAGCCACUAUUUCGUAGUAGUAAUCUAAUAAUCUUAACUUUUUUGGGUCGCAUAAUGUUAGUUGUGGACAAAUAUUGUAUUUAUAUAACUGACAUGUCCUUCUUCACCGACGUUUGAAAAUAGUUCUGUUUGAUAAGGGCAUUCUACAUGUUUUGUAAUCAUUAUUUUUAGUGAUUUACAAAGUGUUACCUGUUAAUUUUGAUAUAAUAAAAUAUACUGUAUUAAAUAAAAGUUCAUCAUGUUGUA
Bombyx mori (domestic silkworm) is the source of this 1652-nucleotide messenger RNA. It is a transcript of the gene ICE, whose product is annotated as ICE protein. The transcript is spliced from 7 exons. Gene Ontology annotation, molecular function: cysteine-type endopeptidase activity. NCBI's taxonomy places the organism in Eukaryota, Metazoa, Arthropoda, Insecta, Lepidoptera, Bombycidae. The record is from RefSeq and is a predicted model, not a curated record. Gene Ontology annotation, biological process: proteolysis. Bases 357 to 1268 code for a protein of 303 amino acids.